Messenger RNA from Lasiosphaeria miniovina, 335 nucleotides. RefSeq lists its product as uncharacterized. The transcript has a single exon. NCBI's taxonomy places the organism in Eukaryota, Fungi, Ascomycota, Sordariomycetes, Sordariales, Lasiosphaeriaceae. The record is from RefSeq and is a predicted model, not a curated record. The annotation marks the transcript as partial.
GCUGCAUGCUGCUCAGCGGCCCAGUAGUGGACAACGGCCGGGGCCCUUGUCCAUGUUCUUGCGUGUCCCUUGUCCAUGUUCUUGCUUGUCCCUUGUCCAUGUUCUUGCAUGUCAGGUUAUUCUGGUUGACGCAGGACCCAACAUCGAGCCCGAUCAGUUAAAUCAAGACAUGGCCAAGCAACCCAAGCCUGGGGAAUACGCGUGCAUGCCACAUCACCAAAGUUCCGAAGAGGCCGCUCUGAGCCGAUUGGGUGCCUCGGCAGGCGGAGUCGAGCCGGCAGAGGCUGCAACGACGAGGCAAAGCCAGGGCACACUACGUGAGGUAGUAUGAGGAG